AUGCAGGCGGAGGAGGCGAGACACGCAGCGCUGCGGAUAGAGGCAUAUCGGCUUGUUUCCCUUGGAGACCCCAUCCCACACAAGAUUGAGUCCAUCACAACGUAUCGCACGCUCGUGUUUGUGGGGACUAGUGACAGCAAGGUGGCUGUGUACCGUGUAGAAGCCUGCAAAGAGAGUGCCGCACCACUGACGCUGUUGCAGGAAAUCACGGAGAGUCGGCGGCACGCUGUGCGGCAGCUCACCGUUGUCGGUAAGCGUCGCCUGCUUGCCCUCGUCGGUGAUGUCCUUGUUGUCUACCACAUCCAUGACGAUACAUCUCACUCUGCGAGCGGGUUUCAGCUGCGAGCCGUCACGACCAUCACAGGGCACAAAGACACCAUCGCCUUUCACGUGAAGCAGCAGAAGGGCAUUAUCUCCAUGGCAGUGCUGCAGCGAAAGCGCGUCACCCUCUACGAGGCUUCGCCUACCAACCUCGAUUUUCUGCUAAAAGUGACCGUGGCGCUACCGGACGGGGUCAAAACUCUUAGCUGGAUGGGGCGCAGCAUCAUCUUUGGUGGGCGCAAGGAAUACUUGCUCUACAACACCACCACCGCCUCGACAUCAGUCCUCUAUCCAACACCGCGGUCUGGCGCAGCGCCGCUUGUGCUGCCCAUGGCACCGGUGCCGGAGGUCCUCGUUGCCAGCGAUGGAGCGGGCUUACGCACGCUCCUGUACGACGGCAGCGAGGUGCCCGGCGACUCGCGUAUACUGUGGGCGACACCACCGGCAGAAGUGCGUUACGAGCACCCGUAUGUCGUCUCUCACCAUCCGUCAGCGCCGCACCACGCCUUGCAGAUUCGCCUUCCUAUGCUAGCCACGCUGGAGGACGCCACUGCUUACCCGAGGAGCUGCCUCUGCCAGACCAUUGACCUCCCGAAGGUGGUGAAAGUGUCGCAGUGCCACUGGAUCGACUACGACUGCGCCAUGCCCUCAAGGUCCGCACCGCCGGAUGUGUUGUCGUACUCCCCCAUCGUCCUGGCAGAUUCCGACCACCGCCUCCACCUGCUCGUGCGCACCUCGGUGGCUGUUCAGGCAGAGGCCCUCGCUGCCGCAAAGCUGUUCGCCGCUGCCGAUCUUCUGUGCCGCCUGUGCCCUCACGAAGUAGCGCCGCCCACACUGCAGCGAAUUGUGAUGGCCGGGGCGCUGGACAAGUUUAUUGCCCAACAGGACUACGCCGGCUGUUUCCACGAUUUCAGCACCAUCGAGUCUGACCCCCGCGUGGCAAUCCAGCUCUUUCCGGGGUUCCUGCGCCUUGACGAAACCCCAUCGAGCUGCCCAGCGCUCCCUGCCGAGGCACCUGCCACCAUCGUGGUGGCUGCUCUCCCAGCGUUGGCUGACUACCUGCACUCGCAGCGUGCCACAUUGGUGCUGUUGAGCGGCAGUGCGUCUGCUGAGCCGGUGCAAUCGCAGCUCAGGGCGGUGGACAGGGCGCUCGUGAUGUCACUUUGUGCACUGAAGAGGGAGGAGGCGCUGAUGGCACUACUGCGUGGCGAGAUCGCCUGUGACGUAGCAGAUGCAGCGGCUAUCCUUCGCGAGCACCGGCAGUGGGUGGCCCUCACGCUGCUGCUGGAGGCCCAUGGUCAAUACGAUGAGGCGGUGUCGCAGCUGCACCACCUCGUUAGCACGAGUGAGGAGAGGACUGAAAUACCGCAGCCCCAGCUUGGAGCGCUCCAAGAGUUGUUUCAGCGACAUCCAUUUCCUGCAGCGAAAGGGGAUGACUAUGUUGCGCAGUCCACUCUAUGGGAGUGGUUAACGUCCUGCCCAUCUGCGCAUCCCCUCUCGACCGAGGACACAGCAGCGACAUGUACCAUUGCGACAGCAAUGAUGACUGCGCUGAACUUUUUUCGGCGUCGGCCGCUGACUCAGUUUCAUCGACUGCUUGAGCAGCACUCUUCCUGGGUGUUUGGUGUGGUGCCCGCUGAGAGUGCUGUUCGCGUCUUUUUCUCUGAAGAGAAUGUGCACCACUACGGCGUGGCACUGCAGGUGCUGCAGGCUUACCCCGAGGCGCCCUGCACGACGCCACGGCUACUGCUUGUCGUCGAGUACCUUUUCCAGCUUCUCGCCGACGUGCGUGUGCGGGUGACAGAGCCUGUCAUAUACGAGCGCUAUUGGAGAGGGCUCGGUGAGUUGCUCUUCGCCUCUCCCGUCAAAACUGUCAUGGAGACGGAAAAGCGUCAGCGGCUGCGCGACCGCCUUCACGAGUUCCUGCUGACAUCGCCGCACGUGAAUCUUGAGUCGGCCGCGGCUUACUUUAAUGCAGCAGACAUACGGUCGAGGUGCCUUCCUGAGCGGGCUGUGGUGCAUCGGCGUCAGGGUAGCCACCAAGCGGCCAUUUCAAUGUUUCUGAAUGAAUCUGAAUGCCUGGCUGACGCAACUGCCUACGCUAGAAGCGUGUAUGCUGACGGCAGCAGCGACGCCUUCACAGCGCUGCUCGAGGCGCUGCUGAGACCCACUGCGGGCGCGCCGCGGGUGACGGAGGCCCUUGAGGUCAUGAACACGUGUGACGGCAUAGACGCUGCUGCUGUGCUGCCAAUGCUUCCAGAUGAAAUGGCGUUUGCACAGGUCAGCAGUUUUCUGCUCCAUGCGCUACGUGCCAACACGACAGCGUGUCGUGCUUCCGCUGUGUAUAAUAGUAUCUUACAGGCGAAGAGACUCCAGAGUGAGGAAAGCUGCAUUCGCCUUUCCUCACGUGCCGUCGUGCUUGAGGAAGGGAUGGUGUGCCCCGUGUGCCAGCGCCGGCUCCGUCCAGAUACGGUGCUCGCGGUGUAUCCCAACAAUGUCAUGCUGCAUCAAGGGUGCGCAUUGGAUGAGCACGUGUGCGCGGCCACUCUCCACGACUACCGCCAUGAUGCGUAUGCGACUCUCGAGGACUUGUAG
Messenger RNA from Leishmania braziliensis MHOM/BR/75/M2904, 2916 nucleotides. RefSeq lists its product as hypothetical. NCBI's taxonomy places the organism in Eukaryota, Euglenozoa, Kinetoplastea, Trypanosomatida, Trypanosomatidae. Gene Ontology annotation, cellular component: cytoplasm; membrane. The record is from RefSeq and is a predicted model, not a curated record. The transcript has a single exon. The coding region runs from base 1 to 2916 and encodes 971 amino acids. Gene Ontology annotation, biological process: endosomal vesicle fusion; autophagy; vesicle-mediated transport.